AAGACAAACCAAUACCCAACUCAAACAAACCAUUAGCAUCUUUUCUUUAUCUUUGCUUAACAAAUUCUCAAACUUUCCUGUCUCUCUCUCCGCACACCGCCCCAGUCCUACCUUUGUCCUCUCUUAAAAAAAAUUCAAGAUUUUCACAAUCUUUUUUUACAAAUUCAAGACCUUUUUUUUGUUUAAAAUGGAGAAUAUAGAAGAGGGAUUGUUAUUGAAAGUAAAAGAAGAUAAGGGUGUAGUUGAAUUGAGAUGGGAAGUAAUUUGGGAAGAAGUGAAAGAAGUUGGUUAUUUGGCUGGACCAAUGAUAGCAGUGACACUUUCACAGUAUUUUUUACAAGUAAUAUCAAUGAUGAUGGUUGGUCAUUUAGGUGAACUUUCUCUUUCAAGUACUGCUAUUGCUCUUUCUCUUGCUGGUGUCACUGGUUUCAGCUUUCUUUUAGGAAUGGCCAGUGCACUAGAAACUCUUUGCGGGCAGGCUUUUGGAGCUAAGCAAUACCAAAGACUUGGUACUCAAACAUACACUGCCAUUUUUUCUCUCUUCAUUGUUUGCAUUCCCCUCACAAUCUUGUGGAUGUAUAUGGGAAAAUUGCUUACCUUCAUCGGCCAAGAUCCUCAGAUUUCUCAUGAAGCUGGAAAGUUCAUUAAGUGGCUGAUUCCUGCUCUCUUUGCUUAUGCAAAUCUUCAUCCGCUUAUUCGGUACUAUCAAAUGCAAAGUAUGAUUGUUCCCAUGCUCGUAAGCUCCUGCGUAACAAUAUGCUUCCACAUACCGCUGUCUUGGAUGCUAGUGUUUUGCUCUGGCUUAGGUAAUAUUGGUGCGGCAAUAGCUAUUGGUAUAUCGAUGUGGUUGAAUGUCAUAAUCCUUGCUUCAUACAUGAGGUUGUCUCCCGCUUGUGCAAAAACCCGCGCACCAAUGUCUUGGGAGAUUGUCAAGGGAAUGAGAGAGUUUUUUCAGUUUGCUAUCCCUUCUGCAAUCAUGAUUUGUCUUGAGUGGUGGUCAUUUGAGCUGCUCAUCUUGCUAUCAGGCCUAUUGCCAAAUCCCCAACUUGAAGCUUCAGUUCUGUCUAUAUGCCUGAACACCAUUUCUACGCUUUAUGCAAUACCAUUUGGUCUCGCUGGUGCUGUAAGCAUAAGAGUUUCUAAUCAAUUAGGAGCUGGAAAUCCUCAAGGAGCUCGCGUAUCUGUGCUUUCUGCAAUGCUCAUGGCGACCACAGAGACAAUACUCGUAAGCACAACUGUCUUUGCUUGUAGAAAUGUAUUUGGUUACAUUUUCAGCAAUGAGAAGGAAGUUGUGGACUAUGUCGCAAACAUGGCCCCUCUUCUAUGUAUAUCGGUCAUAACUGACAGCUUGCAAGGAACUCUUUCAGGUGUUGCGAGGGGAUGUGGUUGGCAGCAUAUCGGAGCCUAUGUCAAUCUUGCUUCAUUUUACCUUUGUGGAAUUCCUAUAGCUGCUUCAUUGGCUUUUUGGCUCAACUUUAGGGGAAAAGGCCUGUGGAUCGGCGUACUUUCUGGUGCUGCUGUGCAAUCUAUUCUACUCUCUGUGAUAACAUGCUGCACAGAUUGGAAAAAACAAGCUGCAAUGGCAAGGGAGAGGCUUCAUGCUGAUGAAAAAUCAUCUAUUGAUAACAGGUUGAUGUAAAUGAGAGGGCUAUAAAUGAAUUGUACUUCUCUUAUUGAAGUCUAGAACAAGUUACAGAAUACUGAACUAAUAAAAAAUAGAGAGAGGAUCCAAUUUUCCCUUCUGUCCUCCAAAGUUUGUACUUUAAUUUGUAUGUCCUCUAAAUCUGCAAAAUCAAAGUUGAGUUCUUUUUCUUCUUUUA
Messenger RNA from Nicotiana tabacum (common tobacco), 1820 nucleotides. RefSeq names its product protein DETOXIFICATION 12. Gene Ontology annotation, cellular component: membrane. NCBI's taxonomy places the organism in Eukaryota, Viridiplantae, Streptophyta, Magnoliopsida, Solanales, Solanaceae. The record is from RefSeq and is a predicted model, not a curated record. Gene Ontology annotation, molecular function: antiporter activity; xenobiotic transmembrane transporter activity. Gene Ontology annotation, biological process: xenobiotic detoxification by transmembrane export across the plasma membrane.